AUGCUUGAACUCAAUGAUGGCACGAGUAGCUGUUUCUCUCUGCUGCACCCUUCCUCCCACCAGAUGCAGCUUAAUCAAGCUCUCUGGAAGGAGAACCAGUUUCUUCAAGAGGAGAAUCAGGUCCUCCGGGAAGAGAACAAGGCUUUCCGUGUGGAGAACAAGGUCUUCCACAACGAUAAUCAAGCCCUUCGAGCAGAGAACAAAGCCCUUUCUGAGGACAACAAGACCCUCCAGGAGAGGAAAAUGGAUUAUUUUGAAGAGAAAAAGGUUCUUGAGAAGCAGGAAAAGGCCCUCCGAAAACAGAACAAAGCCCUUUGGGAAGAAAUCAAGGCUCUCCAAGAACAGGAAAUAGCCUUCCAAAUGGAGGAAAAAGCACUUCAGGAAGAGACUGUGGCCCUAUGGGAGGAGAACAAGGCCUUCCAAGCGCAGAUUAAGGCUCUCCAGAAGGAUGAGAUAGCCCUUCAGGAAGAGGAAAAGGCCCUUCAGAAUCAGGGAAAAGCCCUCCAGGAGGAAAAAAUUGCCCUUCGUGAGGAGAACAGGGCCCUCCGUGAGGAGAACAAGGCCCUUCAAGAGGAGAAGAAAGCCCUUGAUGAGGAGAACAAAGCUCUCCAAGAAUGGAACAAGGUCCUUCAUGGAGAGGAAUAA
Messenger RNA from Trachemys scripta elegans, 645 nucleotides. RefSeq names its product calcium-binding and coiled-coil domain-containing protein 2-like. NCBI's taxonomy places the organism in Eukaryota, Metazoa, Chordata, Testudines, Emydidae. The transcript has a single exon. The coding region runs from base 1 to 645 and encodes 214 amino acids. The record is from RefSeq and is a predicted model, not a curated record.